AGACAGGAACAAGAUGGCGCCGGGAGGAGCGUUAGCCUCCGGACCAGUCGUUGUCUGAAGGACUGGCGAUCCAGCAGAAUGAACCUCUGCGCCCAAUAUCUCCGACAGGCAGAGGCCCUGAAGGCAGACAUGACAGAUUCGAAGCUGGGGGCGGCAGAGGUGUGGACGUCCCGGCAGGCCCUGCAGGAUCUGUACCAGAAGAUGCUGGUGACCGACCUGGAGUACGCUCUGGACAAGAAGGUGGAGCAGGACCUGUGGAAUCAUGCUUUCAAGAACCAGAUCACCACGCUGCAGAGCCAGGCCAAGAACCGGGCCAACCCCAACCGCAGCGAGGUCCAGGCCAACCUGUCGCUGUUUCUGGAGGCGGCGAGUGGCUUCUACACACAGUUACUGCAGGAGCUGUGCACCGUGUUCAACGUGGACCUGCCGUGUCGCGUCAAGUCGUCUCAGCUCGGCAUCAUCAGCAAUAAACAGAGCAGCACCAGCGCCAUCGUCACGCCGCAGCCCAGCUCCUGCUCCUACAUCUGCCAGCACUGCCUCGUCCACCUCGGAGACAUCGCACGUUAUCGAAACCAGACCAGCCAGGCGGAGUCGUACUACAGACACGCUGCUCAGCUGGUCCCAUCGAACGGUCAGCCGUACAACCAGCUGGCCAUCCUGGCCUCCUCUAAAGGAGAUCACCUCACCACCAUCUUCUACUACUGCCGCAGCAUCGCGGUGAAGUUCCCCUUCCCAGCAGCCUCCACCAACCUGCAGAAGGCCCUGUCCAAGGCCCUGGAGAGCCGUGAUGAGGUGAAAACCAAGUGGAGCGUGUCGGAUUUUAUCAGAGCCUUCAUCAAGUUUCACGGCCACGUCUACCUGAGUAAGAGUCUGGACAAGCUGGACGGUCUGCGUGAGAAACUGGAGGAGCAGUUUCAGAGGCUGAUCCUGCAGAAAGCCUUCAGCUCUCAGCAGCUGGUCCACAUCACCAUCAUCAACCUGUUUGAGCUCCACCACCUCAGAGACCUGACAGCUGACGGCAGCGAGCAGAGCUUCAGCAGCGAGCAGCAGAUCAGCUGGUUCCAGCUGCUCGGACUCUUCAUGUCCUUCCUGGGCGUCAUGUGCAGCCGAGCUUUGCUCAACAAGAGUCGGGGGGAGGAGAUCAUGGGGGAGUGUCCUCUGCCGGCCAUCAAAGUGUCUCUGGACUGGCUCAAGCUGAGACCCAGCGUCUUCCACGAGGCCGCCGUGGACCAGAGACAGCACGUCUGGCCCUGGCUGGUGUCCAUCCUCAACAGUUUCCAGCCCAAAGAGGACGACGUGUCCUGCUGCUCAGUGACGCCGCUGCCAGAGGAGUUUGAACUGCAGGGUUUCCUGGCGCUGCGGCCGGCUCUGAGGUCUCUGGACUUCACCAAAGGUCAUCAGGGGAUCCUGGUGGACAGGGACGGGCUGCCGGUCCACACUCGGCAUCAGAGACUCAUCAGUCUGGGGAAAUGGGUGGCGGACAACCAGCCGGGGCUGAUCCGGUGCAGAGUGAGCGAGGAAGGCCUCCUCCUCUUCAUCACCGACAUUCCAGAGCAGGCCAUCGAGGAGCCGCAGGACAAGGAGGCGCCGGUCCUGCAGGAGUCAUCCAACGCCGAGCAGACGCCCAACGACGGCGGGAACGCCGGCUUGAAGUCGGUGCUGUCGGCGGGGAAGACGCAGAGCUCGUGGCCCGACGGCAGCGACCGACCCGUCGUCACCUUCAAGGAGAACAUCAAACCCCGCGAGCAGAGCCGCGAGCCCACGCGGAACCAUCACCUGAAGGACAGCGGCAAAGAGCGGCGAGACUUCGCCAAAGGCAACGGGGCCGCCGGCAAAGGAGAGCUGAAGAGGGACGCCAAGAGGAAGAGCGAGCUGAAAAAAGCUGCUCAUGAGAAAACUGCGGACGCUGGGAAACAGUUGAAGGCUCAGACAGAGCUGAGGAAGACUCCAGUGUCGGAGGCGAAGAAGACUCCCGUUACCCAAACUCAAACCACCUGCUCCUCCCAGUUUAUCCCCAUCCAUCAUCCUGGAGCUUUCCCACCACUGCCCAGCAGACCAGGUUUCCCGCCCUCAGCGUAUGUGAUCCCGCCCCCGGUGGCGUUCCCGGGGCUCCAGGUGAAUCCGGGUUUCACUUUCUCCACCGGAGUGUCCGUCCCCGGCCCGUUCCUCCAGCCGGGCGUCCACACCCAGGCCGGCACCCAGGCCGGGAAGCAGUCCCACAUUCCCUACAGCCAGCAGAGGCCCUCCGGUCCCGGUCCGGGUCAGGGGCCCGGGUCAUCGGGCCAGGGCCCGUCCCAGGGCCAGCAGCCCCAGGCCCUGCAGCAGUCGGUGCAGCUGCAGGUGCAGGCGAUGAGCCAGCAGCAGCAGCAGUCUCCCACCAAACCGGGCCAGCAGGUCGGGAUGGGGAAGAGCCCCCCCCACCACCCGGGGCUGCAGCAGCAGUACAUGCAGGUCCAGGAUCAGCCGGCUCAGAUGUGGAAUCAGGCUCAGGCGGCUCUGCAGAAGAUUCCUCCCAUGCAGAUGUCAUUGAAGCAGUCGCAGCAGCAGCCGCAGCCUCAGCAGUCGCAGCAGCAGCAGCAGCAGCAGCAGCAGCAGCAGCAGCCGCAGACGGCCUUCUACAUGGCGGCGCAGGAUCCUCUCAAACUGUACGAGCACCAGCUGCAGCCGCCCGCCCAGCCCCCGCUCCCCAGCAUGGACAAGAAGAUCAAGUACCCCAACGUCAAGAUGCAGGACUUCUACUGGGAGCCGUCCUACAGGAUGGGGGACGGUUUGGCCAUGAUGGCGGACAGGAUGAAGAGGCCUCCGCCGGGCGGUCUCUGCUCGGAGCAGGACGGCCCCGCCGGGCCCCGGGGACCCCCGUUUGAGCUGCCGAACCAGACCAGGAUGGACAGCGGCCCCGAGGUCGUCAGCCAGUCGUCUUCUCUGCUGCCCAUGUCCGGCUUCCCCAUGCAGGAGUACAACCAGAACAGCAUCUUCAGUCAGGCCUACGGCAAGAACCUGCCGCCCAGCUCCAAGCCCGACGCUCCCAUGAUGCACCAGGAGCCCUCCCUCUACUCCCUGUUCGAAGGGACGCCCUGGUCCCCCUCGCUGCCCGCCAGCUCAGAUCACUCCACCCCGGCCAGCCAAUCCCCUCACUCCUCCAACCCCAGCAGCCUGCCGUCCUCCCCGCCCACGCACAACCACGGAGCCAUGCCCUUCUCCAACUUCGGGCCCAUCGGCACCCCGGACAGCCGGGACCGCAGGGUGGUGGACCGCUGGAAGGCCGACAAGACCGUCCAUCUGGUCGAGCUCCAUGAUGCAGCCGGGCCCGUCGGCGCUGGAGCAGCUCCUCCUGCAGCAGAAGCAGAAGCAGCAGCGAGGCCACGGCGCCAUGAACCCGCCUCACUGAACGGCCGGCCGAGGCGGCGCUUUGUGUCCGGACGUCAACCAAACCACCACCAGGAGAAACGGGAGGAGAAAAAAAACACCAGAAGUUUGACGAGCUCCAACUAAAACGGAAAAUUAAACCGGCGAGGAAAGGUGGAGGCUGGGGAGGCGACACGACCCCCCGACGAGGCUGAAACACCACCCCCCACCCCACUCGGCCGUCGAGGAGCGGCGACGCCCCUCCUGGACCGGAGGGCGCGGGAUCUCUUCAACCGUGGUGCCAUGCGCCACGCCAACGCCGGGUUCCCUUCAACCCGCGAAAUCUGAACAUUGAGGAACAUAACCCCCACCCCCCCCCCCCCCCCUCACCACCGCUGCCCCCCCCCCC
This is a messenger RNA of Plectropomus leopardus (leopard coralgrouper), 3754 nucleotides long. Lineage: Eukaryota; Metazoa; Chordata; Actinopteri; Perciformes; Serranidae. The record is from RefSeq and is a predicted model, not a curated record.